GGCGGCUGCCGGGCUCGGCGCAGCGGCGGGCGGCGCGGCGGACCCGCCUCAUGCCGGGGGCUUGAGGGCUCGCCGGGGCUCGGAUCCCCUCGGGGCGCCGGCGGGACCCGCGCGAUGCCGGGGCGCUGACCGGGGAGCGCAGCCCGGGCGCUCCGGCGGCUGCAGCAUGGAGGACGGGCUGGGGUCCGAGGAGGAGACCUUGCUUCAUUCAGAAAAAGAAUUCCACAAUGCAGCAAAGCGGAACGACGUAGCCAGGAUGCAAGAGCUCAUCAGGACAAGGGUUAACGUCAAAGCCAAAAACAAUACAGACAGGACUGCCCUGCACUGGGCCGCUGGAGCUGGGAACGAGCAAGCCGUGCGACUGCUGCUGGAGCUCGAAGUCCCGGUGGACGACAAAGACAGUUUUGGAAUGAACGCACUUCUCCUCUCUGCUUGGUUUGGCCAUCUGCGCGUUCUUCAGAUCCUCGUGAACGCCGGUGCCAAGAUCAGCUGUGUCAACAAGAACGGCAGGAACCUGCUGCACUGUGCAGCUCAGAGAGGGCACAUCAAGGUGAUGGAGUUCAUUAUGGAGGACCUGGAGGACGUGCAUGUGGAUAAGACAGACAAGAUGGACAAGACGGCGUUUCAUCUGGCUGCAGAGCAUGGGAGGUUAGAAGUGGUGGAGUUCCUGAUUGGGUCAGGUUGUAGUCACAGUGUUAAAGACAAGGAAAAGAACACAGCCCUACAUUUGGCUGCUAAAAAUGGACACCCCACAGUGCUGCAGAAGAUUGUGGAAAUUGGAUUGGGCCUAGAAGAAAAGAACAUGGAAGGUCUGACUGCUCUGCACUUGGCUGUGGAGGGAGGCCACUACGACUGCGUGAAACUCCUCUUGGAAGCUGGUUGUGACGUUAAUGCCCAAACCCAGAAAGCGAUGACCUGCCUUCAUUAUGCAGCACUCCAUGGCUAUGAAGACAUGGCCAGGAUCCUUGUUGAUGCAGGAAUCUACAUAGAUGCAGUUAAUCAUCAACAUGCAUCAGCCAUGCACAUUGCAGUGCUGCAGAACUUCCCAGCCAUUGUUAAACUCCUCAUCGACGCAGAGUGCAACCUGGACAUCCCGGAUGAAAGGCAGCAGACACCACUCCAUAUUGCUGCAGAACACGGGAGACAAGACAUAGCUGAGAUGAUUCUCAUAGCAGGAGUUAACUUGAAGUUAAUUGAUAAGCAAGGAAAAACAUCCCUGGAUGUAGCUGCCCGGGGCAACCAUAUCAACUUGGCGGACAUGAUUAUCAAAGCGGAUCGAUUUUACAAAUGGGAGAAGGACAGUCUCAACAGUGACUCUGACUCCUGGGUGGCAAAGCACUUAACCUUUAAACAAGAUCACAGGCUGGAAACGCAGCACAUUCGCUCAGUGAUGUGGAGAUUAGCUACUAAAUACCUCAAACCCAACGAAUGGAAGAAGCUUGCACAUUACUGGAAAUUCACAGAUGCACAUAUCAGAUCCAUUGAGCAGCAGUGGGCAGGUACUAAAAGCUACAGGGAGCAUGGCCACAGAAUGUUGCUUAUUUGGCUUCAUGGUGUGAUCAUGGCAGGAGAAAAUCCAAUCAAAGGACUAUACGAAGGCCUGGUGGGGAUUUGUAGAAGAGACUUAGCAGAAAGCAUUAGGAAAAAGGCAAAUGCAGAAUCCACUUCUCCAAGGAAGUGUACAGCAAUGUAACAACUGAAGGGGAAAUGACUGUACGAUGCUGCCUCAGCUGGUUUCCCCCUAGAACCACAGCGAUUGAACCGGAAUCACUGAACUAUUCACUAAAAAGUGGCCAUAAAACUUUUAAGGGCUUCUUGUCAUGACAAGUGGCAUUUCUGCUGCUUCCACUUGAGUUCAGGUAAACGACGAGACAUCAGCACGUGCUAAUAAUUUUAAAACAUCUUUAUACAAGUGUGGGGUUUAUUUGCUGUUGCAUAGAUGCUGGUGACUAUAAUACAAGCUAGGGGAAGUCUGAUUUGUGAUACUGUGACUACGUUUCAAUCAGGACUCUGAUAUUUUCUUACUGUAAUUUGUUUACAUCUCAUUUUUUGUAUGUAUAAUUUUUUUAAUUUUUUUUUUAAAUAAGUUACAAAGGGGAGAACCUUUCUAUUUAACAUGUAGUAAGUUGUGUUCUUUACCAAAUCUCUUCAGUUUUUGUCUGUGUCACUUGUGGUUUAUUGUUGGAGGAAUGCUCAAUUGUUUAGCUGCUGGUGUCGAUACAUUUGUUGUGGGGUGGGGUGGAUGUUAUCUGGACUGUAUAUAAAAAAGGGAUCAGGUUUUGGAUCCCAAAGCCUCAACAGUUUCUCAUUAGCUGGCAUUUGAAAGGCUACAAAUUCCAUAGUGCUGUGCAACUGAAUGUUUGUUAUUUAGAAUCUGCCCUUUCCAAGGUUAAAGUCAUAAUAUAGAUUUGAGCCAUCUUCACACAAAUACACAAUUUAGGGAAACCAAAAUACAGUUUUGUUAGAGAGUCAAUACUUUUCCAAUUCGUUUUACCUUAUAUAGAUGAACCACUUACUUUUUGUGCUCUAAAAGUGCACAACUCAAAAGCGAGAGGGAUUUGAAGAGUCAGUUCCCCUCCUUGGCACAUAAACAUCUGCAUAUUCCCUAAAGGGAAAAAUGUCAGCAUAUAUGCUAACAUGUUAUCGCCACACAGGUAGCCUUGCCUUGAGUGCCAGUACAUGGUUUACUCGAUUUUGGUACAGAAGAGAUAAUCACCUGUUAUUUAUACCAACCCUCACAAAGAGCACACUUUUCUUAAGAAACACUCAGCAAUUUCUCAUGUGAAGUUUUGUAUUUUUUACAGUGUUUAAGGGGGAAAUAAAAUCUGUUCUCCAAUAAACGAGAAUAUUUUUCCUGUAA
Molecule: messenger RNA, 2860 nt
Organism: Chelonia mydas (Green sea turtle)
Lineage: Eukaryota; Metazoa; Chordata; Testudines; Cheloniidae
Gene: ANKDD1A
Product: ankyrin repeat and death domain containing 1A
Exons: 15
Coding region: 167-1693 (508 amino acids)
Biological process (GO): signal transduction; protein localization to ciliary inversin compartment
Cellular component (GO): ciliary inversin compartment
Molecular function (GO): protein binding
Source: RefSeq, a predicted model, not a curated record